AUGAGAGUUUCACUGGCGCUCUUUGUGCUAGCGUUUUGUUUACAAGCUGAUUCUGCAAUUGGUCGUUGGAGAAGAUUCAAAGAAGGGAAUUUCAUCAUCGGAGGGCUUUUUCCCAUAACCGAAGGGCCGGAGUGCAACAAAAUGCGGAGCGAAGGAUUACUGCUCGCUGAGGCGUUUUUUUACACAAUAAACAAUGAUUCGGUUUAUAGCGAUGCAGUUCUUGGAUAUGAUAUCAGAGACAGUUGUUCGAGCCCUGAGGUGUCUGUGAAAGAGGUUCUAGAUAUUUUGAGACAUGAAAAUGAUGGAACAUUAUCUGAAAACUGCUCAUUGAAGAACGCACGCAAACAAUGUGGAGUGCUUGCGUUUGUGGGGCCAGAUUUGUCUAGCAACGCUGUCGUUACAAGUGUCAUAUUGAGCGCUUAUGGGGUACCUCAGGUAAGAAAACUUUCCAUUUUUAUCGUACGUGACAUUUUCCUUUUAUUUGUAGAGGAGAAUUAUUUCAAUUUAUUCCUGUCCAUUUAAAUUGCAAAUUUUAACUUGCCCCUGACUAGAUUCUAUAGUGACGUUCUUCGUUUUAAAAAAAGCGAACUGUAACAUGAACUUUGAUUCGAAACUUUAUUAUAGGUCUUAUUCGGUUAGCGUUCAAAGCCCGAAUCCCGAAUCCCGAAUCACUCAUUCUUAGCCUGUGGGAGCAUAUGUGCAGAUCGAUCUUAGAGGCACGUUUUCAUUUGUCAAUAAAUUUAAAUUGUAUAGAAAUAUCUUUAGACAAUGAUCACUUCUCUGCAAGAAAAAAAAAGAAGAAAAUUGCUCCGCGUAAUGUGGUCUUUCGCUCGAGGGCAAAGUGUGCAAACCUCAGAAUGGUUUUGCAAUUCUAAACAUUGUUCAAAACUGGUGCCUAAAUUUGAGCUCGUCUGACAAAAACCAAGAGAAAAAGAAAAAAAAAACGGAAAGUUUGUUGUUUUUAGUCUUCGAAUGUAUGACAUUUACGAAAAAGCCUUCCUGUGUAUAUUUCAGAUUAUCUUAGGAUCCGUUUUUAAUGUAAUAUUUGUCUUCAUCUUGUGGUAGUUUUUACAGAUAGUGUUUUGAGGAUGUAGAUUUAAUAGAUAUUUUUUUUCUUGAUAUUUUAUAUUAAUUCGCAUAAUAAAGUCACAUUCAUGUGUUGUUUUAGAUAUUUCUGAUCAAGCACCUUCCGCGUAAUCUCAAAAUGAUUUCGCAAUCCACUUGUUAACUUUUUUUUUUAUUUAGUAGAUUUGGAAGUUGUAAUGGAAAACUCGUUUAAUUUUUCUCUCGAAUGAAAACGUCUUACUUUCUCACCUGCGGAAAUAGUGGCAACGAAAAAUACAUUCUAUGUUUAUAAGAUCGGAGACGACUUUGUUUUCGCGCUGCAAACGUAUCUCCAGUAUUCGUAGAUGAGAAGAAUUAUGACAUUUUUUGGAAAUAUUUUGGUUCCAAGUGAAGCCGGAUGCAUUAAUUUAGCGAUUAUUUGUACUAAAUUGAUCUUAUCGCUUUACUCCUAUUAACAUGUUUUACUAUCGCGAAAAUAUAUAGCCAAUUAAUGCCACCGCGUUCUUUUAUCAUGACACAGUUUUCCUUGACACAGAUUUGAAUAUUGUGCCGAAAAUCUCUUUAUUCAAACAUUUGCUUGUCCGCCUUCUGCGGAAUUCACAAAGAAACUGACAGCUAGUCUUGAUAAACAGACACAAUUUCCCCGUGUUUGAUAAAUUACCGGGUAUCGUGUCGACAUUUUCCAAAAGAUUACGAAAUUUUUUUCUUAUCGGGAUGUGCUGUCCACAUUGUCUGUUAACAAGAAAAUCAAUGGUGACACGCUUUUUCCGUUCUGAGUUCAUUAACCGCUUCCCAAAACGAUCCUAAAGUGUAGGAUGUGAAACGUUUCCCGUGGAGACGCCGUGCUGCCGUUAUUCUUCUUAUUUAUUUCUUUUUUUGUCUUGGUCAUGAAUAGAAUAUAGUUACAUAUUCUUCGAGAAUAAAAUUCCAUCUUCGAGAAAUCGUGAUCGUGAUCGUGGUCGUGAUGACGCGAAGACUUCAUCUUUGUGGUCGUUUCGCGCCUUUUCAGAAACUUUGUGCGUCACUUUUGAUUAAAAAUGUUAAUUUUGUUUGAUGUUCCUUUUGUUUGAAUCCACUUUAAUCCUCAGAUUUUAAAUGCACUCUUCGCUGCUGUUAAAUGGUGUUCAAAUAGUUGACAAUUUGCAUCUUUUUGAGAGCAGCAGGGAGACCUCUUCAAAGCAGUUAUUGUGACGUGCGAAUGGAUGGGAUUGUUUUUUACCGGGGCUUAUCUAAGAUAUUCCUAUUUCUACAGCGAGAAAUGAUUGCUUUACUUUCCAUUCGGAAAAAAAAGUGUAAAAAGGUGGAUGGAGAAAGUUUUAGCAUAUCAGCAAUUUUCUCUAAAUGCACUGGGUUAUUUUAAAUUGCCACCAGAUUUUGAAUAGCACUGCAGAUGAAAACAAAAACAUCAUUUGGAAAUUUUUUAAGUGCUCUUAAGGGUUAUGCGAUCUCCCCUGUCGAGUUGGAAUGCAUGAUUUAGCCUUUGGUCUUUCCUUGUCGUAGAUUAAAGCAUUGCAAUAUCUUUUUUCGAGUGGGGGGGUGGGAAAUAGUUGUACUAUACCAAGUGCACAAAGCUGCGUUCGAGAAGUUUUUUAGCUGAUAUUUGAGUGGGUUUUAUCCUUUGAAGAAAUAAUAGAUCGGGGACCCAUUUACGGUGAAUGAACGGGUACUUCAAACGGAUUCACUGUAAAAAGAAAAUCUUUUAUCACCUCUUAUGCAAAAUGAAGUCGCUUUAACACACUUUUUUUUUCAAGCGGUUAAAAAUAACUUUCAUCCUGGGUAAAUGUUAGAAUGCUCUGUUCAAAAGCGAUAAAAAUUUUACAAUAACGACAUCAGUGCUCCAGUAAAAUGUUUUUUUGACUUUCUAUUUCUCGACCAAGAAUUGAGGAUGUUAUGUAAUAUUUAAGGGUUCCAACUCUCUUUGGGGAGCAUAGACUUCUUAUCUGUUUCAUGAUCAUGUUAAACAUAUAACCGCCACCGUUCCUUAACUGUUACACAUUGUGAAGCAGUCAGGAUUAAGGUUUUGCACUAAUACCUAGUGUGUCUCUGAGAAAAGAUUUUAAGUGCUCCAUCGACGAACUUUAGGGUCAAAUCAGUCGAUAUUUACAGAAAGAGCUCUGCGUAGUAUUUAACUCUCAAUCGAAACGUUGUGUAUUUCUUAAUUUUGCAAUUUCGCUGUUUAUAUAUUUUUAUUUUUUUUUUACGACUUUUCUCUUUUUAUAUCAACUCGAAAACCUAGAAUUCUAUGUAAACACCGUUCAGUUUUUGAAGCGAGGGUUUCCUUACGCAAUAGGCUAAUUACAGCACAUUAGUGAGAACAAUACAAUAUUUAUUGAACACGGAGGCGAGUUCCCUUCAACUGUCUGAAUUUGUGGCGCCAUAGAAUCCGGUCGCUUGGUUUUUAUCUCUCUUUUGGAACUUCCACCGACAUUUUUUGGUCGUCUUUGGUCUGUUUGUUCCUCUUUUAAGUGAAACCAGAUCACGUAGGAAGUGCUAAGGCUUGCACGUUAAAGCCUGAAGAUAGGGGAGAGAGGUGGGGGGGGGGGAGUCCCCAAUAUAAGACGUGUAGGGUCUGGUCUCGCGUGUGUUUUUUUCAACGAGGAAACCACUAAAGCGUAUAAUCGUAUUUGGUUUUUUAAUUCCGAAUGGAUGGAAGAGAGACAGAUGUAACCAAAAUGUAUCACUCGAGCUGAAUUUUUGAGUGAUUUCCACCAAUUCUUGGCUUGAACAGGUUAAAGGCAGUAAUAUAAUUUUAAAGCUAGAUCUGAAAAGGUAUUAUAUAUUUGGGCAGAGAUGAGGUCAGCCGGAAUUUUAAGAAACCGGCGGCACACCCCUGUAAAGAAUCCUUGAGAAGUCUCCACCCUCCAACCCCUCUUCGCCCCACUCACAGUGUUUUUUUAGACAACUGGAAUUUCUCAGCUUUGUCGGAAGAUUACUCGGGUUGAGUGAAAAGAAAAACCGAUCAGAAAUGAUUAAGAUCUGUUUAUUAAUCGCUUGCCUUUUUCUUUCAAGAUUAUUCAAAUUCAUUUGUACAGUUCAUCAAAACGCUUCAUUAUAGUGUUCCUAUUAUGGCUAAAAAAGCUAUCAAAACACAUGUCGUUUUAUUACGGAAACUAGUUAUCAGAGGCCUCCAGAAAGAAUGGAUCGGAUGUUUUAAAAGUAAUUUCUUGUACGUUCUUGUAUAUUUUAAUGGCCUCUUUCAGCGAGAUUUGGAGGGUUCAUCAAAAUUUUAUAAACAUGAGAACGUGUAUUACGCUUCAUUUUCGACCAAACUUUCGUAGAAUUCACCUAUAUAAACGAGCACUUUUAAAAAACUUGCCGGUUUGAUGCAAACACCCUUAAAAUUAAGAAAAGAAGGCCGGAAGGAGUUACUUCUAGUCCUCCAAACAAGCUUUGUUUUUGUAAAAUGUUUACUUAAAUUCAUGUGAUUUUUGUACCAUGAAUUCCUGAUAAUUCUAAAGUCGGAGAGCAAUUCGCGAAAUGAGCAAGACCCUUACGGCCCGCAAAGAUCUGACACAAGUCUUUUUUGAAACUUCAAGACUACUCUAGAGUGAACGAAAAAUAAAUCAGGUUUUUUUUUUUGUUUUUGUAUUUGCUUUCAAAUGUUUUGUAUAAAUUCCCUAAGAAACUUCAAUGAUCCAAUUUUUAGCAGAAGAAAGGAUUUUUACUAAACGAAUGACUAAGUCAAAGGGGCUGUGUUAAUUUUGGCCAUGUGGAUGGCUGUGUUUGCAUCGACCCAUUUUAUUUUUCCUAAGUAAAUCGCUUCUUGAAUUUUAUAUUUCAUGAACUAGCCAUAUAGGGUGUGUGCUUGCCCGAAAGGGCUUAGUUUUGGCCAGUUUUUGUCUGAGAACGGGUAAAUGCAUAGAUCAUCGUGGCUUCGAAACGGUACAGUCUCCAAGAGUGUGUCUAAACAUCUUUAUCUUCGGAAAUCCAAAUGAAUCAGAGAGAGACAAAAUAAAAAUAUAUUAUUCAAACUGAAUUUUUGGGUGGUCAUGACCAAUUCGUGGCUUGAGCAGGUGAAAAAAGGCGACGGAUUUUAGAGACGAGUUCUGAAAACGGGUGUGGAAAAUAAGAUGUUCAAGAGGGGUUAAGAUUUUGAGAAAUGGGUGGCAACUAUUGCCAAAAAUUCCAAAGAGAACCCAUUCCACUCUCCUCCACCCAAACAGGUUUCACAGACGUCUAGCGGCUUUCCUUUGGCUAUAGAUUUGUCUAGUUAAGAAAUUAUUAAGGGUUCUUCAUAAAUCAUAAACUUUUUUUUAAAAUUUUUUUGUUUCAUUUUAACAUCAAAUUAAUUUAGUAGUACAGCUCAUCAUAAUGAUUCAUUACAGUGUUUCUAUUAUGGCUACAAAGCUUUCAAAUCAAUAUUCUUGCUUUGUUACGGUAAAAAGUCAUCAGAAGCUUCUAGAAAAAGUCGAUCGGAUGUUAUAAACAUCAAUUCAUUUUCUUGUCUUUUCUCGUCUUUUCUCGUCUUUUAGUGAGAAUUCAAAACCCAAUGAACGUUUGAGAGUUCAUUACUUAUACUGAACACUAAUGAAAUAAAAACUUGCCGGUUUGUUUCGAAAUUUCUGGAAAGCCAAAAAAUAAAAGGCUUGAAAUAAUUACUUUCAAUCCUCAAAGGAGACAUUGUUUUCAGAACAUGCUCACCUAGUUUCAUUUCCUUUGUCUACCAUGAAAUCCAGAAAUUCGCUAUUGUUUUCAGUCAUCAUAGCGCUGGACGAAAAACUUAAAGCUACAGAGCUGAAAAUUGACAUGCUCGUUUGAUGUGGUUGGUAAUUUUUUUGUCAGCCAACUAUUUCCAUGUAGGAUUUUGCAAAGUGACUAAUGAGGCUCGAAGUUUCAGUCGAUAAGUUUAUGAUAUGUUCGAUAUGAUACCAGGCUAUGUUCGGGAAACAAACCAGACAAGCUCCGCGGAAUUCGAGCGUUAGUUUAUUAAAACAUGAAAAGUAUUUGAAAGUGAUCGCAUGGUAAAUUAUCAUUAUUUUUUAUUAUUGUUGUAUUUGCUUGGAGAAUUUUCUAAGAAGUUCUUAAGCUAGCUUUUUUUUAUUCUUCAAAAAAAAAAAUUUAAUGAACAAUUUUGUUUUAAACUUUCCUCAGAUGUUCCUUUCUAAUGUCUGUUUCGAAAAAUACUACAAAAAGGAUGCUGUGGAGAAUUAUUCACACACUAGAAUCUAAAUCAAAGGGAGGGGGGGGCAGGGGCGAGAUGAUAGUUCUGUGUUUUGAGCGCCUUUGAAAAAGAAGCCAAUCACGAUACGAGAAAACCGACGACCAAAACUUCCCAAUUUGCACUUCGACCUUAUUCCCAUCAAAACUAAGUGGGGGUGAGGUCAUGUCUAGUUUAGAGGAAGGGUGUUACCUACAGCAUGACUAGAAUCCAAAGAGAAACUGAACCGAAAAUUUUCUUUAAAUGUUCCAAGAAAUUGACUACAGAAGCCGCUGUUUUGAACUUUGUAACCUAGUUGUAAUCACGUUGAGCAUUCCAGAAAUUAUUGAAAAAAUUGCUGCUCUAUACAGUACAGAACAUUAUCUGCUGAGUUAAGAAUACCAUUUUGUGUCGCAUAUAAUUGUUCAAAAUGAUGGCUGGGAAUUUGAAAUGAGAAUCAAAAGUGUGUUAUGUCAUAGGUGAGUGGCCAGAUUGUUCGGCAAUAUUAAAAAUGGCGGCUUCUGUUGUCGACUUUUUUUACAUUUGAAGACUAUUCUCAACAGAUUAGUUUAAUCUUUGGAUGUUCAAUACGCAGUUUGAAGUAAUUUAAUAAUAAUAAUAAUAAUAAUAAUAAUUUAUUUACUUAUAAAUUUGUUUGUUUACUUUUGAAUGACGGAGACAAAAUUUACGUAGUUCCUGAAGCGAUCAUCCACAGGGAUUAAAGCUUGCAGAUUUAUUUAUGCUAGAGUUGAAGUUUGGUCGUACUUCUUACUUUACUUAAUCACUGAGCUCAAAAUAAAUAGAUUUUAAAAGAGACAUUUACACACUAUUGAAAGUGUAGAUUGACUUGUUUUACUGUUGUUAUUAUUAUAUUCGCAGAUCAGUUACGGAGUUUCCAGCUCACUUCUCAAUGACAGGUCAAUCUUCAGAACGCUUUUCCGCACGUCUUUUUCUGAUAAACAAGUUGCGGCGGUGUUGACGAGUCUUAUAACUUCUUUCGGAUGGUCUUGUAUAAAUAUCAUAAGUUCGAAAGAACGUUUUCACCGUGGAAUAAUGGGAAACCUAAAACGGGACCUUAAAAAACGCGACAUCUGCAUUGCCUUACAUGAAGCCGUCGGUAGUGGUGAAAUUUCGAGUAUUGUAAAGGCAAUCAAAGUUCGUAGGAGUGUUUUCGUAAACGUUGUUUUAGGAAGCGAGGAUUUUAUUUCCAAGAUUUUCACCGAAGCACGGAGAAAAAAUUUGACAAAAAGAGUGUGGAUUAGAGCUGACAUGUCAAACGAGCGAUCCCGAUUGGUUGAAAGCUACGGUGACGUCAUGGACGGAAUGCUGACCGUGUCUGUGCCCAAAGAAGACUUGGGCGAGUUUAAAAAUGUCGUCAGCAUAUUGGCGAAAAACGUUUCAGAAAUGUAUUGCACUUGGAUUGAAAAAGACAGCCGCUGGUCCGCUGUCUGUGGAAAUCGUAGCAGUGAGCAAUCGGUCGGCUUGCAGGGUGUGUCAUUGGACAAAACUGCUUACGUCAUGAAUGCAGUUCUUGCAGUCACGCAGACAGUGAAGAAAGUUACCCAGUGUACUAGGAAUAGUGGGCAAAGCAGUUUUAACUGCUUGAGGGGGAAUUUUACGCUGCAUUAUGCGCGGGAACUUGUUUUGAAGAACUUAGAGAAGAUUACUUUUAGAAAUAGUCAAAAUACUAAUAUAUCCUUCACCUCUAACCGAGAAUUGAAUAAAGAAUUUGAUAUCAUGAACGUGCAUGCCAUCUGCAAUAAAACCAUAGCGACUACCCUAGUAGGAAAAUGGACCAGAGAGCAGAGACUGGUAAUAAAUGAGACUGACAUUCAAUGGCCUGGUAAAGGAUACAGAGUCCCUUAUUCUGGAUGCCGGGAGCGCUGCCCCCUGGGUACCUAUACCAAAUAUGGUUGGGAUACAUGCUGGUGGAACUGUCAUAAGUGUCCUAAGGGGACCUUUAAUGAUAACCACACCGCGACCCUUUGUAAAGUUUGCCCGAAGCACCAAAUGCCAAAUGAGCUUCAGACUGGUUGUGUAGACAAACCUCUCGCAGUGUUAGUCUUCGGAGAAAUGCUAACAGUUACUCUACUCUCCGCGUGUGGACUGGGAGAGAUUCUUACAUUGCUCGUGUUGGGUGUUCUGGUGAGAUAUCAGGACACCCCUGUUGUCAAGGCAACGAAUUUAACUUUUACGGUCUUGUCCUUGUUGGUGCUUGCUGUUUGGUUCCUGAAUCCGGUUCUCUACAUCGGUAAGCCAUCUGACAUUGUUUGCAAAUUGAGAACCGUGUCGUUCGCAGUUUUGUACACCACUAUCACUGCGGUUUUAUUGACCAAGACGAACCGUUUGAUUAAGAUUUUUUCUGCUCUCAAGCAGCAUUGUUUCCUCAGCAACUGCUGGUACGGUUUCUUGACAUGCGCACUGAUUCUUGUGCAGAUUGGUUUGAGCGUGUUCCACCUUCUGGUUUUCCCGCCAAGAGUGACUUAUGAUUACAGCGUCGCGGGCGCUUUGUUUAUGUCAUGUGAGCACAAUUUGGCCGUUGAUUUGGCUUCGUUAGGUUAUGACUCAUUUCUCGCGAUGAUAUGCUCGUAUCUUGCUUACAAAUCGCGUAAUCUGCCGAGAGCUUAUAACGAAUUUAAAUGGAUAUGUCUCAGCAUGUUUACAAACUUUUUAUCGUGGACUGCUAUUUUAAUUUGCCAUCACACGUCGUUUCAUGGAAGGGAGAGCUACAUCUGCGCAAUAAUGGCGCUAAUUUUGGGAGCAUAUUCAAUGCUUUUCCUUCUGUUUCUUCCAAAAGUUCGUGUAAUUUUUUUCCGGCCGGAAAAGAACACAAAGCAGGCAGCGAUAGAAAGCACAAGGCGUUACUCAAUUGACCAAGCUUCUGGGAUUGAUCUGUCGCCGAUUCAGGGAAUGACUCUGAGACGGAACACAUCGCCAGCGUGUCUAGCGUUUCAGUUUAUGAAUGGAUCUAUGAACAAGCUACCAGUUGUGAAGCAAAACUUGGGACCGAGGCGCUCUCAAGGGUCAAUUAUUGCGACCAUAAAAGAGUUGCCCGAGGAGAGAAAAUCAAGCGUCUAA
Pocillopora meandrina is the source of this 9280-nucleotide messenger RNA. The record is from the annotation of a GenBank genome assembly. Lineage: Eukaryota; Metazoa; Cnidaria; Anthozoa; Scleractinia; Pocilloporidae.